This is a messenger RNA of Hippocampus zosterae (dwarf seahorse), 1891 nucleotides long. RefSeq names its product eukaryotic translation initiation factor 4E family member 3 (gene eif4e3). The record is from RefSeq and is a predicted model, not a curated record. Gene Ontology annotation, molecular function: RNA 7-methylguanosine cap binding; translation initiation factor activity. Lineage: Eukaryota; Metazoa; Chordata; Actinopteri; Syngnathiformes; Syngnathidae. The transcript is spliced from 7 exons. Gene Ontology annotation, biological process: translational initiation. Gene Ontology annotation, cellular component: eukaryotic translation initiation factor 4F complex. Bases 161 to 841 code for a protein of 226 amino acids.
ACGGACGUCUAGCCAGUGACGCGGUGACGUCAUUGUCGGUGUGCGGAAAGAGCGUUUGAGCGGAGCAGCAGACAAAACCAAAGUGUGGUGUUUGUAAUCGCGCGAUUCAUAACGAGACGGAAGACUUUUCUUUUGUUUUAACCUCAUUCGAGCUGCUCUCAUGGCGGUUUCUGCGGGCCAGACAGACCUCCAAAUGGACAGAGGAGCAAUGAGCGCUCCGUCCGAAAGCAGCAUCGAUAUCGACGAGGAAGAGUUGGAUAACAUCACAAAGAAGCACCGAGCAGGAGGAGAAGACAACUCAACGCUGCCUUUGCACUCACCUUGGACCUUUUGGUUGGACAGGUCCUUGCCAGGCACAACCGCAGCCGAAUGUGAAUCCAAUCUGAAGAAGAUUUACACAGUGGAAAGUAUUCAGCUCUUCUGGAGCGUGUACAAUAACAUCCCGCCGGUCACGGCGCUUCCUUUGAGAUGUAGCUAUCACCUGAUGCGGGGAGAACGGAGGCCGCUCUGGGAAGAGGAAAGCAAUGCAAAAGGAGGCGUCUGGAAGAUGAAAGUCCCGAAAGAAAGCACUUCUGCAGUGUGGAAAGAAUUGUUACUUGCUACUAUCGGGGAGCAGUUUGCAGACUACUGUGCCUCAGAUGACGAGGUUGUUGGCGUCAGUGUAAGUGUCAGAGAUCGGGAGGAUGUCGUACAAGUUUGGAAUAAAGAUGCCUCUUUGGCUAAUGAAGCAAGCAUCUUGGGAAAAAUCAACGAGCUUCUCCCGCAAACGGCUUUUAAAGCAGUUUUUUAUAAAUCUCACAUGGAACAUCACGCCUUUGAAGGAGGACGUUCAAGACAUUAGAGCGUGCACUUUUUUUUUUUGGUUUUGUUAUCUGAACUGUACCUGCCUUGACUAAAUGACACUGUCCACAAGAGAAUCAAGGGUAUUAUCAAUAUAUUUUUGUAACUAUUGAAUGACGGAUGCCUUGUUUUAUUUCAACCGUUGAAAGAAUGUCCGUGAGCAUUCAUCAGCAGUGACUGAUUUAUUGUGGUUUUGUCAUAUCACUGUCCCCCAGCUCAUCCAGUCGUCUCCUUGUGUAACGUUAGCUGCUGUUAUCUUCUACGUUCAACAGAUGUUCGCUUGAAUGAAAUCCCCUCAUGCAAUGUUUUAGUAUAACAAGAUCAUUAGUAUACCAAAGCAGUUUAGGAAGUUCAUCAGAAAUGAACGAAAAAAUGUUUGUCAAAUUUCCAGUUGCGGAAUGCAUACCUGUCAACUCGUACGGUUUGGCCAUAGUUUAUACGGAUUUUGUGGUGGAUAUUGCGUAUAUGGCCGUAUCGCACAAAUCAUACGGAUUCUGAAAAUUUCCCGGGUUUUUUUUUUUCACCAACUCCAAAUGAUUUUGAUUUGGUGAAAAAAAGUAGAAUGAUGAUUAGACAUUAAGCAGACAUUGUAUUAUGGAGAUUUACAAUAAAUAUCAUUGAAAAUUUUUUUCUGCCGUUAUUUUGACAUAUAAAAUGCGUUGGUAUGUUAUAAGGAUUUUUUGCUCCUUAUAAGGAUUUUUUGGGGUAGUUUAUACAGGUUGGCGCUCCGAAAAGUUGACAGGUAUGGGAAUUAAUGUUCCACUGAGUUGUAUGUGAAUUGUAAUAUGAGGGAAACACUUUCAUGAGAAUCAGUCCACUUUUACUUAUAAAGCCAUAUGCAGCAGUCAAAUAGAGAUUCCACAUGAAAAUGUCUCUUUGAAUGUUCCAACCGCAGCCCAUUUGGACAUUCUUUUAAUGCUAAUUGGCAAAAGUCCAAGCUCACCCUCACAUAUGGAGUCACGGGUCGUUUGAUAUUUUAAAGUGGACAGAAAUUGCACAUUUCCUUGGCCUUGAUUUGUAUUUGUUUCCAGUAUCAAUAAAUCUUACAACU